Scylla paramamosain (green mud crab) is the source of this 3602-nucleotide messenger RNA. RefSeq lists its product as uncharacterized. The record is from RefSeq and is a predicted model, not a curated record. The transcript is spliced from 4 exons. NCBI's taxonomy places the organism in Eukaryota, Metazoa, Arthropoda, Malacostraca, Decapoda, Portunidae. Bases 279 to 2105 code for a protein of 608 amino acids.
AUGCACUUCGCCUUCCCUGAGUCAGUCUUGCUCCAGAUCCCGCCAGGUGCGCUCGUCCUUACCUGUCGCUCCCCACACCGGGCCCUCAGUGACUCGUGACUCUGAACGUCUAUUGUGUGCUGUGUUGUGUGUGCAUCAAGCCAUCCUCGGCCUCUCAUCUGCUCCUGCCUUGCACCUCCUGGCCUCUCUCUCUUUCCUCGCGUCUGUGGUUUAGCGUGGGUGUGUCGCCUGCUACCGCUACUACUGCUACUGUUACUGCUGGUGUAGAUACAGGUGGCAUGAUGACCAAGGUGCUGCUGCUGCUGCUGCUGCUGAUGGAGGCGGUGGUGGUGGGAGUGAUAGGGGUGGAAGAGAUCGACUCACCCCUAGCAGAUGAAGAGAACGCAACUCUCCCGCCUGAGGAACCCCCGAUAACCCCAGUGAUUGACCAGGAACCAACCUCCUCAACUACUACUACUAUUCCUGCUCCUACUACUACUGCUGCUCCUCCUUCUGCUACUACUUCAGGACGUAAUGAUGAUGCCUCUUCUUCUUCUUCUUCUGCCCGUGUUAUUCUCCCUUCCGCUCUUUCUCGUCGUAAGAUUCCACUUCUAAGAUCUUCCUCCAUCUCCUCCAAUCCUCCUCCUACCCUCCCCUCCUCCUCUUCCUCCUCUUCCUCCUCCCCAACUCUGGUCCUGCGAAAAACACCUGAUUCCUCUUCCUCCUCCUCCUCCUCAUCAUCAUCAUCAUCAUCAUCAUCAUCCAUCAUCUUCCCUCGAAAAAUCCCAUCACUUUCCUCUCUUUCCAAUCGCAAAUCUUCUCUUUCGUCCUCUUCCUCCACCACCACGACCUCCAGCCCCUCCACCUCGCCUUCCAGUGGUAGGCCAAGACUCUCCUCCUCCCGCGGUCGCUCCAUGUUCUCUUCCGCCCGCUCCCUCCACGCCAUACCAAGAGGAAGGUCCAUGUCAUCAUCGCCUGUGCCAAGGAACCUCGCUUCGACCCCCACUGCUCGACCCAAGAUGUCCAUGUCCUCUUCUUUACGUGGAGGUGCUUCUGUGCCUUCUGAUGAAUCCCCUUCAGACCUGCCAGAAUCCUCCGGGUCAUACUCGUCCCUAAAAGCUUCCUCCUCCGUCUCAUCGGCUUCUUACUCUUCUCCUCCUCCUCCUCCUUCUUCUACCUCCUCAGAUUCCUCCGCAAGAAGAAAAUUUAUGCCUCUCUUCCCCUCACGGUCUUUCCCCAUCAAAGCCCCAACGCCCCUCACCACAACCACUGACGAGUCCACCACCACCACCACCUCGCCCCCUACCACCACCGCAGCUGCAUCUGUUAGAAAAUUCCUGCCACGCUUCCCUGUUCGUCUUUCCCUCCAGACCCCUCCUACCACCACCACCACCACCAGCGCAAUCACCACCACCAGCGCAGCCACCACCACCAGCGCAACCACCACCACCAGCGCAACCACCACCACCAGCGCAGCCACCACCACCAGCGCAACCACCACCACCACCACCUCCUCGGAAGUCACCACAUCGCUCACGUCAUCUGGUGAAGUGGAGAGCAACACCACCAUCACCACAACCACACCUAAGAACUCCCUUGAACGCGCCACGAACCCUCCUGUCUCAAGAACUAGGGACACUACCACCACCACCACCACUACUACUACUUCUACUACUACUACUGAAGUCCCAGCCAGUGACUCCAGCAGCACCAAUUCCUCCCUGUCUGAGCCCCCCAUGCCAGCAUCCCGUGAACACGCCUCCCGCACCGCCACCUUCAUCCCCGCCAGCAGGUUCCUGAGUCGGUCCAAACCAAAUGGUGAAGAACCGGAGCUCAAAGAAGAGGACGAUGACGACGAGGAGGACAACCUGAUUGGGCAGAGUCCGUGUCCCCGAGGCAACCGAGGACUCGUCUGCAGGAGGAAGCUUGUUCGCAACGCCCGUAACUGCACCUCAGGCAUGUGUGGCCGCUGCCGCCGCGGCUGCUCCAACGUGUCGCCCUCAGACUGGCCCACCUGCUGCCGCGACCACUUCCUGUGCUGCCGCCAGCUGGCUUCUGCCUGCCAGGACUGCAGCGCCCCGCAGCUGGUUCCCUUCUGCACCGCCGCCUUCAAAAAGUGCUACUAAUAUCCUACUUACCCUCCCUCCCUGCCCCAGGCACGUGCCCGCCCCAGGCUGCUGGCUGGCUGUCCUCGAGGGCGGCAUCUCAUAACGCCUUAAAAAGCUGACUUUGUCCCGGUGAGACAGAUCCGCCUGGCCGGACACCGGCGGGGCACGCCAGUGGGUGCUGGAGGACACCGGCCCGCUCGCGACUGCCCACACUGGCCCUGACGGACACUGCUCGCCGGGACUUUACCCAGUGAAUGUAUUAUGUAUUUUCGUGCUUUUAUAAAGUAUGGAAAUACGCGCGAGGACGAGCGCCCCGCCCCUGUGCCGGGUGGGGCCCGCCUUGUAUUAGACAUAUAGUAGUUAGUGUGUCUCUCUGAACUCUUGAACCGGACAGCUGUUGUGCAGCGAACACACCUUUAUAUAUAUAUUUUGUUUACCAGUCCGGCUCAGGAAUAAUUUAUAAUGCUUGUCUCGCUUCGUGAAACGCUUGUGGGCGGAGGCUGCCAGACCCACCCACCCUCCCCGCCCGUUGCGUCACCCCCACCGCCGCGGCGCUCGAGCAUCCCAAUAUAAAGAGAAACUCGCCUCGUCCACGGACCGUGAACGGGAGUGGCAGCGUAAAAGUACUGCGGCCGCGGCCUUGACUCGCGGCGGGGCGUCACGCGGCGGCCGGUGACGCAUCGGCGGGGCCACCACUAGGACGACCCGCGCACCUGUGUACCCCGCGGCCUGUGCUGCCUGUGUUGCUGUUGUCCAUGUUCAAGGCCACGCAUUGCAUCCAUCAAACCACCAAUCCAUGCUAAUCUUAAUCUUUAUUACCUGAAAUUUCCCUUGCCUGACUGAGCCUUGGCGCAGCCCCGCCGGGCACGCAGGCCCGCCAGAGGGACACACCGCGCCGGGAUGCACCGUCCGCUGUGCAAUUGUUAGUCAUUAGUCUGAAUGAUAAUAAUCUUUCGUAUCACGCCCGUUACUUUCAUUAUUAUUGUUAUUAUAUUUUGUUUUUAUGUUUCUUUUUUUUAUCACCACUGCCUUGUCGUCCUCGAUGCAAAGAAUAUGGAGUGGUUUGUGUUGUUUUGUGGAGCAGUGAAUGACAGUUCAUGAUGAGGGGAUGAUUGUGCAUGAGUGGACUGCAGCCUUCACCACCACCAUCACCAACAAGAACAACAACAACAGCAACAGCAACACACUCUCACCAACAUUAUUACUCACCACCACCACCACUACCACCACCAUCACCACUGCCGUUCAAAAUUCAAGGAAAUACACGAAAAAAAAAAAAAUGCUUGUCUAUUCACAGAAGUUUACAUCAUUUAUACAUUGACUCAAAAAAGAAGCAGUUGAGAUGCCUUCAAUAAAAACAAUAUGAUUUAUUGCCAUUAAGUGUGAUUGCAAUUGGAGAGAAACAGAAAAAUAGGUGAGGCAGUACACACACACACACACACACACACACACACACACACACACACACACACACACACACACACACACACACACACACACACACACACGUACACA